AUGUUUAUUGCGUUUAAAAGAAAAUACCCUGAAACUCUAGUAAGUUACAGAUUUUAUUCAGACACAUUCCACAAACAUUUUUCUCAUCUUCGAUUUGGAAAACCAAAAUCUGAUACAUGUUCUAAGUGUGACUUACUUAAUGCCAAAGGCUCUGUUGAAGAACAAAAGUGUCUUAAAUGUAAACUCGAAUUACAUCACAUAAAAGCUGAACAAGCCAGGAAAUCGCUAAAAAAUUAUACCAUUGAGUCACAACAACCAACUUCUGAUAGUUUAGUAAUUUCAAUAGAUUUGGGGCAGGUGAUCUUUAUACCUACCCUCCCUCAUAUUGACAUGUUUUACAGCCGUCAGCUGUCAUGUUAUAACCUGGGAAUACAUUUGGCCGAUACGAAUGGUGCCUUAAUGUGUCUUUGGAAUGAGUCGUUAACAGGAAGAGGUUGUGAUAUCGGAUCUGCAAUUUUGAGAGUUCUUCUCUCAGGAAAUUUGCAACCAAAAGUAAAUUAG
Brassicogethes aeneus is the source of this 501-nucleotide messenger RNA. NCBI's taxonomy places the organism in Eukaryota, Metazoa, Arthropoda, Insecta, Coleoptera, Nitidulidae. The record is from the annotation of a GenBank genome assembly.